This is a messenger RNA of Bombus pyrosoma, 1443 nucleotides long. RefSeq lists its product as uncharacterized. Bases 7 to 978 code for a protein of 323 amino acids. The transcript is spliced from 4 exons. The record is from RefSeq and is a predicted model, not a curated record. NCBI's taxonomy places the organism in Eukaryota, Metazoa, Arthropoda, Insecta, Hymenoptera, Apidae.
GCAGCGAUGUCCUGUUUGACCGCUCUCGAUUCGCAGAUCGUUUCUCUGCUCUCCGUGCCGCACGAGAUCCUCUUCCUGCAGCACAAGGUAUUUCGAGAGUAUGCCAAGAUUGCCGUUGGCCCGGACUUCAUCCACACCUUGCCCUCGUUUUUAAUUCUGACCUCUAUGGCGAUCGUUCUGUGGAGGAAUCCACCGUGUUGCAACGGGUUAGCCGAAAGCGUAGCCUCGACGAUGGUCUACAAAGGACUUCAGCUGCUGGUCAGCUGGGUCGUCGCUAUCGCGGUUUUCUGGCUCUGGCUGAUGAUGCAGAGGCUGCUCUACUGCUGCGUCUGGACGUCUUGGGGUUACGAAUCCGAAUAUCGAGACGUCUCUUAUCAGUGGUGGCAGCAAGUUUGGUCAUCCUAUUAUCCUCCGCCGUCGCAACCACCGGCGAUGUCAGCUGGUUUGAUCAGCUGGUUGAUAUCGAUGUCGAUCGCCACAACUGUCUUAGGCUGCGCGAUUUCCGCGAAUCGAGUGUGCAACUUGGUCACGGAAUCUAUGGCUGGAGCAAAAGAUGCGCUCGUGAUUGUGAAACGUUAUGCAAAGUCAUGCUUCAAGAGUGUCGUAACGUCCGUACUGCAACUACACUGGCCGCAACAAGAGCCCCUGCUAAUCGAGAAGAAGAUGAACGCGCCGAUGAACGACAGCGAAGCCAGUUGCAUCUGCGACGAGUGUCGAUCCGAGAUCUCGAGCGACCUGAUCAACGAAUCUCGAAGAGAAAUCCUGCCGAUAUCCUACGGCACGAACUGGAUGCCAAAGCCGAGUUUCUCCGGCUACAAGGACGCUCAGAGGAAAGCGUCCAUGAAGUCUCUGCACACGGUAGCCGUGGUGAACGACAUCCAGGACUCCGACGACUUAUCGCCCCGACAAUUGCGUUACAAACGCGGCUGUCACACGGUGAUACCUAACAACUCGAGCGACCAGUCGAGCGGCUGCUGACGAACAGACGACUAAGCUGCGCGUCGUUGAAUGGCCGACUUAAAGGUGCUGUUGUACGAUAAACGGUGUUGUUAAACGAGAUCCGAUAUCCUGGCUGGCAAUGGAAAAUUUUGACCGAUCGAAUCUCUGGGUCGCUGUUGAUCGGACGGGAGCCUGAAUAUAGAAAUCAAUUUUUAUACGCGAAGAUUAACAACGACGUACCUGUGACGAGUAAAUCGGAAUGUUUAUGAGCGCAUUGCGUGCUCAGGAUGGAUUCGACUGGCUACAGGUUCGGGAGACGUGGUGCGAAUUGGGUCGCUACGCGCGUUUCUCCAAUGACACGCCAAACGACCCGGUUCCAAGGGUAUGAAUAAAGGGGAAGUUCGAUAGACGUUCAUGGUUGUGGGGUAGGAAAUGGACAAGUUCAGCUGCAAGGACGCCGAUGGUCGUAUAUUUUUUAAUACAGACGCAGAAGGAUAGCACAGU